Molecule: messenger RNA, 1494 nt
Organism: Hordeum vulgare subsp. vulgare (domesticated barley)
Lineage: Eukaryota; Viridiplantae; Streptophyta; Magnoliopsida; Poales; Poaceae
Product: transcription factor MYB26-like
Exons: 3
Coding region: 145-1293 (382 amino acids)
Source: RefSeq, a predicted model, not a curated record
CUCCACACACAGCGGCAUAAAGCUCAAUUGACCGAGACAGCCUUUGCCUGAAUUUCUGCCUGCGAGCGUGUGUAUGCGUGCUUGAGAGAGGACGAGCAGAGGGGCGAGUCGGCUAGCUAGGUCAGGCUCAGGCGGCCGGCGGCCAUGGGGCACCACUGCUGCAGCAAGCAAAAGGUGAAGCGGGGGCUAUGGUCCCCGGAAGAGGACGAGAAGCUCCUCAGCUACAUCACGGCGCAUGGCCACAGCUGCUGGAGCGCCGUCCCCAAGAACGCCGGGCUACAGCGCUGCGGCAAGAGCUGCCGGCUCCGGUGGAUCAACUACCUCCGUCCGGACCUCAAGCGCGGCACCUUCUCGGAGCAGGAGGAGCGCACCAUCCUCGACGUCCACCGCAUCUUGGGCAACCGGUGGGCACAGAUCGCCAAGCACCUACCGGGCCGCACGGACAACGAGGUCAAGAACUUCUGGAACUCGUGCAUCAAGAAGAAGCUCAUCGCGCAGGGUCUCGACCCCAAGACCCAUAACCUCCUCCCGGCAUCCAAGAACCUCCUCCAUGUACAUGACGGCACCGGCUCCGGCAGCAACCCUAGCAACAACCCUGCUGCAGGCACCCAAUUUCAUUCUCCCAAUGGAAACAGGAACGGUUGCGCCACGCCACCGUUCACCAUCAGCUCCCCUACCAAGGCGGUCUACGACGCUGCUAUGGUUGCGCCUCCAGUGGUGGCGCCGGGUUUGUACGACGUCCCUAACCCUGGAGUGUUGAUGGGGCAGCACGACCGCGAUCACCAAGCUGCCGUGGUCAUGCAGCAGGGCUACCCGUACAUCCACAACAACGGUAGUGGUUUACUCAUGAGCUUCAGGGAUCAUAACGCUGCGGGCAUCCACCCAUCCAUGGACUUCAUGAAUGGCUCUUCUCAUUCGUCCUCUUCCAUGGAGUACGCGGCCGGCAUGCCCAAUGGCGACGUAUUCAACCGAGGCGUGGCCGUGUUCAUGGACGAGACGGCCGCAAUGUGGGCCACCGUUCCCGAUCCAGGAAUGGGUGCUCGGGUCGAAAUGGCGUAUCAGCAGCAACAACACCAUGGGUUGGGGCAGGACGAAGUAGCGGGACCUCCGCCGCCGCCAUUGAUCAACGGCGGUAGCUCAGGUAGCAAGGGACUGGAUAUGAUGGGCGUCUCUUCGGAAGUGUACGGCUCCGCCGGUACGACGACGGCGUUCGAUAUAGAGCUGAUGGAGUCGUGCGGGAUAUUUUGCGGCGCCGCUGGCAACGACAUGGAGCAGCUCCAGUGGGAUUGCUAAUUGAGCUAGCUCAUUAUCUUCACCGGCUAAUUAGAUCAUUUCGAUCCAUGUUUUAAUUAAUCAUAGGCCUUUGUUCUUCAUUUCUUUUUUGAUGUGCAUUUCCUGUCUUCUUGAUCCAGAAUUUCAGACCGUCCGUUUCAGAAAGAAAUGCAUUCUAAGUUGAGUGGAGAAUUUGCGGUCAACAAAUCUGUUUAAAUUUCU